Chara braunii is the source of this 3498-nucleotide messenger RNA. The record is from the annotation of a GenBank genome assembly. Lineage: Eukaryota; Viridiplantae; Streptophyta; Charophyceae; Charales; Characeae.
CGAGUUCUGUCACUGGUCCGGACUGCUCAAACUGUCACAGGUCCGGGCUGUAACGCCUGGCGUAAGUGCCCGACUACAACUCCUGGUAGCCUAUGGAACCAGACACGAUGGAGCCACAACCGACCACGGGCGAAGUAGGAGAGGAGUACAGGACAUCGCCCGAUCGAGCACUGAGGGAUUUGAAGGAACGAAUUAGGCAAGAAGCACCGCUGAGAUGGGUUGACCAAACCAAUGACGGAGGGUCCGACAUGAGAGGCGAACCAGUUGCGACAGAGCCGCAGGAGGCUCUAAGGACGGGUACCUCGAGCGGACGACGAGAAGCGACGAGGCGGCGCUCCCCCGAGUACGAGCGGAGGGACACCAUAGCGGACAGGGAAGUUAAGGAAGCUCGACCGAAGGAUGAAAAAUGGACUACGUACAAGAAGAACCUCGUUGAGCUUUACAAAUUGGAGGAUAACAAGUAUUCCAUCAAGGACCUUGAAACAAUGACUCAAGAUGAAGAUGAGAGCGUACGGGCAUUUGGGAUGCGUUUCCAAAAGAUCUCCGACGUGCUGACGAAGAAGGGGAAGAUCUCAGAGGUCGAGCGYUGUACUAUCUUCAUCGGACACUUGUCCAAMGGUAGGCAAAAGAGUAUACUUAGAGAUCUUCCGCGCGGCAGGCUUGAUUUCCCAGAAGUCCUAAAGCUCGCGAUAAAGGCAGAGGCAGACGAUUACAAGGACUUGGUGUGGAGAGGGAUGAGGAGACGUGACUUCUCUCUCUACAAGGAGUAUGUCACUCAUAGAUGUCCUGAUUUCAAGGAUUAUCCCUGGUCGGAGAAGAAUAAGGUCGUGGCUGAGGAAAUGAAGGAGAUACGGGACAUGGUGAAGGGAUUAACGGGACAGGCGGCCAGGAAUUCGAUCUCUAGAGGCGCAGACGACAAGGCAUCUACUCCCAGGAACUCAUGCGUCUACUGUAGAGGAGAAGAUCAUAUCAAGAGGGAUUGCCCGGACCUCAAACGGGCAAUAGAAGAGGGACUUGUUGUGCUUGACGACCGCAAGUACGUCAAAUGGGCAAAUGAUCUCAGAGAUGUAUCGAUGUUCCCUUCGAUGAAGGAGAAUGUCGAAGCAAGGAGAAUAAAGACGAGUAAAAGAAUCGAGCCGGUCAGGAGCCAGAGCAUCAAGAUAACCUUUGAGGGGGACAUGGCGACCACACCCAUAAGGGUGGCAGCUACCAAGUCGGCAAGAGGGUCUACAUCGAAGAAGACUGAUACGGAUUAUGUGAUGGCUGAGAAGGACGGGCAGCGGGUCGAUGGAGAGGAGGUUAUCCUUUCGCCGCGAAAGCGGGGAGUGAAGAAGUUCUUAAUGAAGAUUUCGCUGGACGAGAUUGACACGGACCUUCAGAAGGUCAACGCGGUGACGAUACGAGACGUGGGCUCCGUGCCACACGCCGAUUUACUGGCAGAAGGCGCAGCAGGUAGGUCGAUCUAUUCGGUUUGUGAUUUGUUCUCAGGCUAUGAUGAGGUACCGCUUGACCCUAGGGACAGACAGCUCACGGCUAUGCAUACGCCAUUGGGACUGAUUCAAAUGAUGGUUGUCCCUAUGGGUUGGACUAAUGGGGUAGCCGUUUUUCAGAGAGCCAUGGUAGCCGUCCUCAGGGACUUCAUCCCUAAUAAAGUUGAAGUUUUUCUGGAUGACUUUCCUAUAAAAGGGUCAGUAGAGAAGGAUGAGACAGAGGUUAUACCUGGGGUUAGAAGAUUCGUCGAGCAGCACCUAACAGACAUUUGCGCGGUACUCGAGCAGCUGGACGAUGCGAAUUUGACAGUCAGCAGAACAAAGAGCCGAUGGGUCGUCUCGACUAUUAAGAUCUUAGGUUUUAUCUGUGACUCGAGAGGACGCCGAGCAGAUCCGGCGAAGUUGGACAAACUUCUGAACUGGCCUUCACCGUUACAUAGCCCAACCGAGGUCCGGCAGUUUCUAGGGGUGGUCGGUUACUGGCGUAUAUUCAUACGAGGGUAUGCGGAGAAGGCUGAGCCAUUGAGGUUACUCCUUCGAAAGACUGAAAAAUUCUAUUGGGAUUCUUCGCAGGAAUUCGCUAUGCAAGAACUUAAAGACGAAUUUAAGGAGGGAGGACGCGUGUUGGGCGUGCCGUUCUUUGACGAUGAGACCGAGAGACCCUUCAUAGUUUCCGCGGAUGCUGGACCAUGUUCAAUAGGUGGUUUGCUGUCUCAAAAGGACGCUGGAGGGAAGGAAAGRCCGUUAAGAUUUGAGAGUAGGACACGUAAUGCGGCUGAGCGUAACUACAGUCAAUUCAAGAAGGAAGUGUUAGCUGUUCUCCAGUGUCUAGAGACGUUCAGACACUAUAUCUAUGGGCGACAGUUCAUCUUGAGAGUAGACCCCACCGCGGUUGCCUCUGCCCUCCAGAAGGACUUUAGUUUGACGGACCCGACCAUCGCCCGAUGGUUAAUACGGAUUCGGCUAUACGAUUACACGGUUAAGAGAGUAUCUGGUAUAGCAAACACGAGUUCCCUGUUGCUCGCCGAGGACCUCGGAAGCGAGCGCGGCGAAGUGACAGGCGUCGUGGCUCAUGGCUUCAGCGAGCAACAGAAUUCCCUCCCCGGGUUUCCCCACAACGGGCAGCUGCAGCUAAUGCUCAACGCAGGGCUCAACCACAUCCCCCUCAGCCCCUUGGACGAGGACUUCGCUAUGGGGGAGAUCAAGGAAGUUGUGGACAAGAUCCUGGCCACUGACAGAUGCGAUGCAGAGCUUACGAUGGAGGAAGAGAAGCAGGUCAAGAAGAUCGUUUUCAAUAACAUUAGGGGCUGCUUGAGAGACUAUCAUGUCACGGACAUGCACAUCGGAGGGGAGUCGAACAACGCGGUCGCAGUCAGGAGCGAGAUCGAUUGGCUAACUCAAACAUUCCUCAUCUGCCCAACGGACAAAGCGCCUCACAUGCCGACAUUCGUUUGUACCAAUUUCAUCAGAAGAUUGGCACUGAAGCGGCUCUCGGGUCACAACUUUGUACCUACAAUAGAACAACCCACGCGAGCUGCAGCCAGGCUGAUGCAGGAGGCCUCAACCUUCGCCCCCACCACAUGCAUGGAGGACAAAACGCAGCUGCCGCACCUCAUGACGGUCUACAAGGCGCAUAAGGAAUCCUUCAAAUGGAUAACCAACACAACUGGAUCGGUGUUGGCACCAGUGGCGAAGAUUUGCGACUGCAUUUGGAAGCUACUGGCUAUCGACGUACAGGUGUUGUGUGCAAAGAAGAGCAAGCUUGUGGAGCAGGAAUUUGGAUUCCGGCCUAAUUUCUGGUGGCCGAUCUCCUCCAUCGGUGAGUUCGUAGCCAAUCUUCCGGAACGAGUCUACUGGAUCUAUACGGGAGACAUCACAAGGUGCUUCGAGACGAUACAGACAGACAGCUCGGAUGAAGGAUUGAUUGAGGCUGUCAAGUUCUUCGUGGCAUGCGCGAUGGAAUGAAGGAGCGAAAGGACGACAAGGGAUAGGGUUGCUAUCUCCAUCA